Molecule: messenger RNA, 1371 nt
Organism: Lodderomyces parapsilosis
Lineage: Eukaryota; Fungi; Ascomycota; Pichiomycetes; Serinales; Debaryomycetaceae
Product: mitochondrial 37S ribosomal protein uS2m
Exons: 1
Coding region: 1-1371 (456 amino acids)
Biological process (GO): translation
Cellular component (GO): ribosome; mitochondrial small ribosomal subunit
Molecular function (GO): structural constituent of ribosome
Source: RefSeq, a predicted model, not a curated record
AUGCUAAGGACUUCGUUUGGUAGACCACUCAGGAGGUCACUAGUGAGGUACUAUGUCGAGCCAGUACCCAAACAUGUACCCUCGAACAAUAAUCUUGAGCAUACCCUAUCCCAUAAAGAAUUGAGAGAACAAGCUAUUGCCGAAGCAUUAGCCAGGGAAGAGGAAGCGAUUCAAAAAUCAAAACAGAUUCGUGAAUUAACUGAGAAAUCAAAAGAACUCAUCACUGUUUUGAACAAAACUCCAACUACUUUAAUGAAUGAACGUAUUGCCAAAUUGAAUCAAGAUUUGUCAAAAAUUCCUCAGGACAAGAUCAAACAACUUGAUGAACAGUUACGAGAAUACAUGAUAAAUAAUAUGCAUUUGACUGAUGAUAUCAUUGAGAAUAGACCAUGGGCGAAUAAGAAUCUUAAAAAUGGGCGCAAAAUAAGUGCUAAGGAAUCAGAAUCAAAGGCUUCAUCAAUGACCAAUCAAUACACUUCACAAUUCCCCAAUUUAAAACCAACACCUGAUUACAAAGAAUAUUCUGAACAAGAACUUUACUUGAGACAACUUGAUCAUCUUAGAACUAGUGGAGCAUUAGGUUCAAGACUCGAAAAUGUAUACAAACCUCAAAGAGAUACUACAAAUCCUCCAAGUAUCACGCAAACCACCAUUUCAAACUUGAUGGCUGCAGGUUGCCAUCUCGGUCAUGCAACUUCAUCAUUUAGAUCCAAUUUUCAACCAUUCAUUUACGGUACUUACAAUGGAAUCCAUUUAAUCGAUUUGAAUCAAACUAUUUCACAAUUGCAAACUGCGUGCAAAGUGAUUGAAGGUGUUAGUGAAAAGGGUGGAGUCAUACUAUUUGUAGGAACACACAAGAACUGGUCAAUCCAAGAAUCAUUGGUGGCGGCAGCUGAAAGAGCCAAAGGUUACUACGUGUCUAAGAGAUGGAUACCUGGUACAAUAACCAAUUACAUUGAAGUCUCAAAACAAAUCAAAGAUCCAUCAAUGAAGCAACAGAUUGAUAUGGAGAAUAAACCGCUCAAUUCUGCCGUAACUUCAAACUCAAUAAUCAAACCCGAUUUGGUCAUUUUAUUGAACCCAGUCGAGAAUAGAAAUUGUAUCAAGGAAUGUUUAUCAGCUUGUAUUCCAACUAUUGCGUUAUGUGAUACUGAUAUGGAACCUAGUUUGAUCACAUAUCCAAUUCCAUGUAAUGAUGAAAAUGUUCGAUCAGUUAAUUUGAUGCUUGGAAUUAUGUCCAAGGCUGCUGAGGCGGGAGUCAAGAGAAGAUUGGAUAUCAUCAAACAAUUGAAGGAAACUGAAAGACAAGCUGCUAAGCAACAAUUACAAGAGUCCCAACAAGAUCCGUUCCAAGAAGGUGCUGCUUUAUAA